CUAAGCAGAUCGAAAUGAUGGGUUCAAGAAAUCACAUUAUUAUUCUUCCUUUGUGUUUGGCCUUAAUAGGCGUUUAUGCAAGCGAAGCCGCGGCGGAGAAGCUGAGCCCAUUCUGCGAGGGCCUGCCGGCGGACAAUGUCCCCUUCUGCUCACAAGUUUUGAAGGGCGAAAGCAAGUGGGAGGAAGCGGUGGUGAAGAUGAUAUUGGCGACAAUGGCGAAGGUAAAAGCUCAGCAGUCAAAGGCGGAGACCAUCGGAGAAAAGCUGCCGCCGACGAUCCCCAAAUCGGACAGGGCGGACGUGGCGGAGAAAUGCAAGAGCGGCUACAACUACGCGCUGGACAAUUUGAAGCACUCGCUCAAGCGGAUCCGCCGCGGCGUUUAUGUUAGGACGGACAGCGUGGUUUACACCGCUUGGGCAGGGAUUUACGAGUGCAGCGGCGCCCUCAAACAUUUCAACGUGGAUAUGAACGUUGAGCCUUUCAAGGCUCAAGAUGAGGCGGAGAAGGCGGUGGGGUCUUGCCAUGGAGCGGUUUCCAAAGCCUUGGAUUCAGCAGGCUUAACGGAGUCACCGCAGGAUGAAGCAGACUGAUCCAUUUCACAAUAGCAAGAUAGCAAAUUAUUUAGUCAUUAAAAUGCGAUUGUUGUUGUGGUUUAGUGGUAUGAAGUGACUCUUCUAAAGGGGAGAUGAUGAGUUUAAGAGAUUGAGAAAUUAUAUAUAAACAAAUAUUAUAUUGUAACAGAUCUGGUAGUACUCAGAAAAAUGUAAUCGUGGUCACCCUACCCUAUUACUCCAAUCCCCUUCCCCUUGUACUAUUCUGUAUAAAAUUAGCAUGCAUUUUAUUUCA
Ipomoea triloba (trilobed morning glory) is the source of this 846-nucleotide messenger RNA. RefSeq lists its product as uncharacterized. Bases 15 to 590 code for a protein of 191 amino acids. NCBI's taxonomy places the organism in Eukaryota, Viridiplantae, Streptophyta, Magnoliopsida, Solanales, Convolvulaceae. The record is from RefSeq and is a predicted model, not a curated record. The transcript is spliced from 2 exons.